AUGCUCGUCGUCAAUCUUGCCGGGCUUGCCCUCUUGGCCAUCUUCGGCCAGACUACUCUCGCCGCUCCUGCCGUUAAUGUUGCUGCCGCCCGUGAUCCUUCCCAAGACUUCAUGGCCGGCGUCGACACCAGCACUUGGGUCUCGGUCCAGUUCCACGGCAAAACCAUCACCUACAACCCCGACGCCCUCGUCGUCAAUGCCACCGUAGCCUCCACCUCCGAAACCUCGGCUAAGCGUUCUGUACUCCACAAGCGAGGUCCCUGCAUCGGCGGCAGCAACGAGGAUUGUUGUGGCGGGAGCUCGUUCAGUGGCACUCCUGCCCCUUGGGCGUGGACAAGCGACUGCGCCGCCAUCCGUGAUUGGGCGUACAACCAGCACACUACGUUCAACGUCCAUGGCAUAACGGGCGACUACUACGGCAUCGUCUUCGCUGGGAGCUGUGCGUUUGGAGCAGGGACCUGGAACUGGUAUACUACUUACAUGGGGUCCACGGAUAUCGGUGACUUGACUAGGGAUGGUAUCAAUAUGUUUGCGGGUUCCAACGGGCAAGUCGGAGCCCAAGGGUCUAUGAAAUGCUCCAAUUCAGCAUUCUCCGACCCGAGCUCGGGGUCAGAUGUUUUCUGGAAGCUUCAGUGCAACGGCUGUUGA
Messenger RNA from Chaetomium globosum CBS 148.51, 648 nucleotides. RefSeq lists its product as uncharacterized. NCBI's taxonomy places the organism in Eukaryota, Fungi, Ascomycota, Sordariomycetes, Sordariales, Chaetomiaceae. The transcript is spliced from 2 exons. The record is from RefSeq and is a predicted model, not a curated record. Bases 1 to 648 code for a protein of 215 amino acids.